Molecule: messenger RNA, 5911 nt
Organism: Amblyraja radiata (thorny skate)
Lineage: Eukaryota; Metazoa; Chordata; Chondrichthyes; Rajiformes; Rajidae
Gene: smad3b
Product: SMAD family member 3b
Exons: 9
Coding region: 505-1788 (427 amino acids)
Biological process (GO): cell differentiation; SMAD protein signal transduction; transforming growth factor beta receptor signaling pathway
Cellular component (GO): heteromeric SMAD protein complex
Molecular function (GO): I-SMAD binding; DNA-binding transcription factor activity, RNA polymerase II-specific; RNA polymerase II cis-regulatory region sequence-specific DNA binding
Source: RefSeq, a predicted model, not a curated record
CUGUCCCUGUUGUAAAAUAAUUUGCAUUAGACACAGACUCCAAUUUGACCCAAGGUAGCCGCCUCGCCGCUGCAACCCCCCCUGCUGUGGGAGGGCGGAUUAAUCCCGUCACCAGAACAAGGGAAAGAAACAAAAACAACACUUUGGUUUUUAAAAAAAGAUCUAUUUUUGGUGCUUCCAACUGAGAGCCCGGAGCUAAAGAGAGGGCAAUCCGAGUCUCUCCUUCACGUGUAUUUCAGAGAAGGCUGUGGCACUCUAUUGAGAGGGCGGAGGGUUACUGAGGUUUCAGCUCGGCAGGAGGGGUGUGCGGAGGCCGGCUGGGUCCGCUGUGAAAUUGACGAGGAAAAGUUUUGGUGAAACUUUACCGGAGAGAAGUUUGGGGUCUCUCCCCCCCGCCCCCGCUCUGUCCCAGGCGCUGCUCUGCUUCGCUUCCCUCCUCCCCUCUCUGCCCCCCCCCCCCCCCCAUACUCCGGAGACGGGGUUGAAGGAGAUCGGUGCUGGAAAAUGUCUUCGAUCUUGCCUUUCACGCCCCCGAUUGUCAAGCGCCUCUUGGGCUGGAAGAAGGGUGAACAAAACGGGCAGGAGGAGAAAUGGUGCGAAAAAGCGGUGAAGAGUUUGGUGAAAAAGCUGAAAAAGACCGGCCAGUUGGACGAGUUGGAGAAGGCAAUAACUACUCAGAGUAUUAACACCAAGUGCAUAACCAUCCCCAGGUCUCUUGAUGGAAGGCUUCAGGUAUCCCAUCGGAAAGGCCUGCCCCACGUCAUCUACUGUCGCCUGUGGCGCUGGCCGGACCUUCACAGCCACCACGAGCUUCGAGCCAUGGAAAUGUGUGAGUUUGCCUUUCACAUGAAGAAGGACGAGGUCUGUGUGAACCCUUACCACUACCAAAGGGUGGAGACCCCAGUUUUACCUCCUGUUCUCGUGCCAAGACACACAGAUAUGCCUGCUGAAUUACCACCCCUGGAAGACUACACACAUUCCAUCCCAGAGAACACAAACUUCCCAGCGGGCAUCGAACCACAGUGCAACUACACACCAGAAACUCCCCCGCCAGGUUACAUAAGUGAAGAUGGAGAAACCAGUGACCAUCAGAUGAACCACAGCAUGGACACAGGGUCUGCGGCUGACCUGUCACCAAACCCCUUAUCACCAACACACAGCAACUUGGACCUGCAGCCCGUCACUUACUGUGAGCCAGCGUUCUGGUGCUCGAUAGCUUACUAUGAACUGAACCAGCGAGUGGGGGAGACCUUUCAUGCCUCGCAGCCCUCUCUCACUGUGGAUGGCUUCACUGAUCCAUCCAACUCUGAACGCUUCUGCUUGGGGUUGCUCUCAAAUGUGAACCGUAACGCGGCAGUGGAGCUGACAAGAAGGCACAUUGGCAGGGGAGUCAGGCUAUACUACAUUGGGGGAGAGGUCUUUGCUGAAUGCCUAAGUGAUAGCGCCAUCUUUGUUCAGAGUCCAAACUGCAACCAGCGCUAUGGAUGGCACCCUGCAACCGUUUGCAAGAUUCCACCAGGAUGCAACCUGAAGAUCUUCAAUAACCAGGAGUUUGCAGCUCUGCUGGCUCAGUCAGUGAACCAAGGCUUCGAAGCAGUAUACCAACUGACACGGAUGUGCACGAUUCGAAUGAGCUUUGUCAAAGGCUGGGGAGCAGAGUACAGACGCCAGACAGUGACCAGUACCCCCUGCUGGAUUGAGCUUCAUCUGAAUGGACCUCUACAGUGGCUGGACAAAGUCCUCACCCAAAUGGGAUCACCGACCAUUCGCUGUUCAAGCAUGUCAUAGAAGAUUGGUUUCAGCUCAGGGAAGACAGCUGCCAAAUUUUAUGGGCCUGGCUGUAGCAGAUAAUUUAUAGAAAAAUGAAACAACAGUUGCUGCAUGGUGCCCAGAACUGGUAAUUUCCUCUGCAUCAAUAUCAGGUACCAUCAUUGCCACUUCCCCACCAUAACUUUCAGCACUUUCCGUGGCAUUGCUGUUGAGAAAAAAAUUGCAAGGGCAAAUGCAAAAAGGACAACAUCAAUUUUCAAUCUCAUUUUCUCGUGGAGGGAAAGGAUCUCUCAUUUGAACAAUGGCAAAUUGUUCUUCCCAGUACAAGCCUGGCCAUUUUAUAUUAUUUGACUUUGCCAUGUCCUAUUUCCAAGCAACGACUAUUAAUUCUAGUUGUACAGAACUUGCUCACCAGUUUCUAUUCUUCUAGAGGCCUCACGAAUAUUUUGAUGGUCAAGCCUGAAACGGCAAAGACCAUGGCACUCGGAGAACUUUGUUUCACUCAAGUGGGAAGCUAAAAGGUCCUUCCACAGUUUUCUUGCAAUAUGUGGUGGUUUUGAACUCUAAGUGGUCCUUCUGCCACACUCCUGUAUCACGUCACAAACUGUUGGAGGAUGACAAGACGUUCUCAACAAUCGGUGUGCAGGGAGCUGUGAUUUCUAUUGUCAAUGUUUCCUUCCUACUAUUAUUUCCACAAGUAUAAGGGAUGGUCAAUUUGCACGCUACCCCUCCUGCUCUUUACACUCUUUUCUAGUCAGAGUUGAAACAGAUUACAAGCACUUGGUUAUCAUAGCUAGGAGCUGUUCUUUUUGAACAAUAGAUCUACAUUGAGAACGCUAAGAAACGCCAUUGUAUUUUUUUCUAGAUAUAGGCGCUAUAUAAAUCAGAGUUGUAGAAGUGUGAAUGUGGCUAAUACUAGGGUAGUUAAGCCCAUUUUAAAUUAUGCCCUCCCUUGCCCCGAGGGCCUGUGACACCAUUUUCUACAACUCCCACAUCUUGGGCAAGGUACUGAAUGCAGCUGGUAUCUGUGGAACUGUACCCCAGCAAUUGUAUAAUAAAGGGAGCAUUUAUUUACCCUAGUUUCUUAACUUGCUGCCUUUACAGUAACAGCGUUGUUAGUUUUUUUUUGUGAAGGGGUCCAAUUUAAAUUUCCAACACAAGCUAUGUUUCUAUUGCUGGACACAUUGAGACUUUGGCUGAACUGUAACAAUUUAAAGUAGUAAAGUAUUGCUCUUGAUUUACCCUGUGUGGAUAAACAUUGUAUCAGUGCUGUGGUGUUUUCCUUGAUAACAGAUCAAUUUUAUGGAAGAACAAUUAGCUGAACUGGAACUAAAAGGUGGUCUAGAUAAUGAUUUUUUUCCCCUCCAUUCUCAUCACUGAAUUUAUCACCCUUGCUAUGUCCUACGUGAAUGUUCACAAAGUAAUGCUGGAACAACAAUGCAUUUUUUCCCUUCUGAUUUUAAAUAGAAUGAACACUGGUACAUGUCUGUCAAAAUCUGAAGCCAACAAAACAGGUUAAUAUUAAGGGCAAAUAUACUACAUCUAAACUAUAUUUAGUGCAUUUUCCGUUUCAAACCUGUCUCCUAUUUUGUAAUGAAUGUGCUGGUCAUGGCUCAAUUUAAGCAACGUAUCUUUAAAAUUAUAAUAGCCCAUCUCUUGUAGAUUAUUAACUAUUGCUAUUAACUAUUGCAUCCAGCAGUUCUGCAGCUGAUCACAAUUUAACAAGAGCUGAAAUCGCUAAUUAAAACUGUUUCCUGUAUCAAUGUAGCCUGGAAUCUGCAGAGCUUUGUAAAUCACUAAAGGGCCUGUCUCACUUACGCGAUUUUUUUCGGCGACUGCCGACACCCGUCAUAGUCGCAGCAGGUUGCCGAAAAUGUUCAAAUAGUGAAAAUCCAGCGGCGACCAGAAAAAGGUACGACUACUCCUGACCAUACAGGCGUCACCCAGUCAUGUCAGUGGGACAGGCCCUUAAGUAUGAGGUAAGCACUUAUUGAAAGGUUUAAACUAGUUGGCACAGUUACUGCAUGUAGCAGUGAGAGAAUUUGCAAAAUAAUGAAGAAAGAUGACUGCACCUUGGUCCAUGACUGACCAGAUGAAUUGUUUUUCUCUAUUUCAUGUGCCAUUUUAUCUUUUGUCUCCAAUUGCUGUGUUCAGGAUAUUUACAUCUACCUGCAAUGAUACUGUUAUAUUUGUGAAUUAAUAUUUAUGAAUUAAACUAAGAACAUGCAGGCUUAAAAGAUUUCACUGGCAAGAUAUAUAUAAAAUAAUGGAAAGUCAAAGCGAGUGGAUUCAAGCUUGGGUCUCAGAAAGCUAUUGGAGGUAAGAAAGAAUGACAGGUUUGAGAUAAAGGGAAAAAUAGAUUACAAUUGAAGGCAAUUUCAAUAUAAAUUUCAACACAACCUGUAUGUAAAAAAUGCUUAGUAACCCAAGCCUUUGACCAAUUGCUGGAGCCACCUCCAACUAUUUGAUUUAUUCCCAUUACUGUAUAAACCUCAACUUAACUAUUUCUACGCUAGUACACUAAGGAAAUGCCAUGGGGAAGUGGCAAUUCUUGGCAACAUUAGAUAAUUAAUAUCACUUCCUCAGAAUUCCAGUAUCUCGACCAAGUGUCACUUCUUCAUGUGUGUGAAAUACAUGAACAUAUGGGAAGCAUUUCAUCAUCACAACCUCAUUUUAUGUGUGCUGUGCAGGGAUCAGCAAGUGCCAAUUACACAUGGGAAAUACUAAUGAUAUUUGCCUAACUUCAGCCUGGAGGUUGAAGUUGGUUGAUUGUUUGAUCAGUUUAUCUCAAAUCAAAUUCUUUACAUUUUCCACUCUACCCAUUUUGGAAUUCUUUCAAUGCUUCCUAUAAACCCCUUUUAUUUCCUUUAUUUGCAUGGUGUUUGCCUUUUGUGAUGUGCUCAGUUGCUUUUAACUAUUUAGUGUAUAUUUUCAUAAAUGUACUAUAUUAGAGUGUCCUACUGCAUUGGAUAGGGACAGGGACAUUUCCCCACACAUUUGAGUUCCUCAGUACUGAUUUUUUUUGCCAAUUGGAUAUGUUCUUUAUCCCCUCAAUUGGUUAUAUCAUAGUGGGAGGGUGGAUGUGAAAUAUUUCUUUCUCUCUCAGCUGCUAUUUCAAUUGCAGGGUAAUUUGAAAUUGAAAAAAACGUUUUUUUUGGACUGGAAAGUAAAUGGGAUGGGACUUUUUUUACAAUGGAAACCAAAUCACUGAUUAAUAUAUGUUAAUUCCAAGUCAAUGUGCAAGCCAGAGUUGUAAAAGAUCAAGAGAGAGACACACAAGAAACUGCAGAUGCUGGAAUCUUGAACAAAACACAGUCAUGGAGGAACUCAGACUCUGAAGAGUCCUGACCCGAAACAUCACCUGCCCAUUCCCUCCACAGAUGUUGCCUGACCCACUUAGUUACUCCAGCGCUAUGAUGUUAGAAAAGAUAAAGUUACCUACCUGGAAUACCUUGACUGUUACAAUCUAAAUUAACAACAAAGCUACGAUGAAUCCCCAUAUAGUACUUGUGUGGUUGCUGUAGGUAAAUGCCACAGCGAUGCCUCCCUUGGAUGAGAUGUUUAAACUAAGGGCUGCUUAGACCAAGUUGCUGAGCCAUUGUUCCCCAAUUAAUGCAAAAGCAGAAUGAGUGAUCAUUAUCACCAUAGCUGCUUGAGGAAAUUUGUAUAUUUUUCAAUGCAUGUUACAUUUAGCAAUGAUUAAACAUGCAGAACACAUUUAGGUUUGAGAGGUGUACAUGUUAAACAUGCAGACUGAGCUGCUCUUACCUUUCAUUAGAGCAUUCCUUCAUCUCAAAACAACAGCACUAUGGCAGACACGAGAUAGUAAAGCAAGCCUAUGAAGAACAUCCAUUGCUGAUCAUUUGAUGGAGAAUGUCAUGCUUCUCAUACAAGCCGAUAAGUCAAGCCCAUGUUGAGGCUGCUCCGAGGACUGGAGCUAUGCUGUGUGGUAAGCACCAAUGGUGAUGCCUUUGGGUAACCCUCCCCACCAUCUCUGGGGGUGGUGGAAAAACAGCUGCUCUCAAUUCCACAUCUCCUUACAAACAUGCUUGGGGUAAGAACAGCUGGUCUCAAUUCCACACCUAUUCACAAACUUGCUUGAUCCUGGUCACAGACAUUUCCAUGUGGUUUCCUAUAGCAG